AUGGUGGCACUUUGCCAAGCGAUUGAUCUCCGAUAUUUGGAGGAGAACAUGAGGGAGGUAGUAAAACACAUCCUUGACCAAGUUGUGAGGAAGACCCUAUACACAGCUCAGGACAGAUCAUUGUUCGAAACCCGUUUCUGCAAGAAGGAGCUCUUGCAGGUUAUUGAAUACCUGCCUGUGUUCUCCUUCCUCGAUGAUCCCACCAAUCCAUCCUACGCUCUACUCCUCCAAUUGAGAGAGUUCCUCGUGGAGAAGGCGCUCAAUCAAUUGCCUAGAGAAGAAGAGAGUACUGAAAACGGGUACUCCAUAUUUAAAGCGAGAUUAGAAGAGGAGAUAGCCAAGGACAGGAGAAAUUCAAUAAUGGUGAUUUCUCGAUACCCAACAGAAUUAAGAAAUGCAGGACUUAUCUGA
This is a messenger RNA of Nelumbo nucifera (sacred lotus), 411 nucleotides long. Lineage: Eukaryota; Viridiplantae; Streptophyta; Magnoliopsida; Proteales; Nelumbonaceae. The record is from RefSeq and is a predicted model, not a curated record.